Messenger RNA from Papilio machaon (common yellow swallowtail), 1239 nucleotides. It is a transcript of the gene NGR-B4, whose product is annotated as calcitonin gene-related peptide type 1 receptor-like. Gene Ontology annotation, cellular component: plasma membrane. The coding region runs from base 1 to 1239 and encodes 412 amino acids. Gene Ontology annotation, molecular function: G protein-coupled peptide receptor activity. The transcript has 10 exons. Gene Ontology annotation, biological process: adenylate cyclase-modulating G protein-coupled receptor signaling pathway; cell surface receptor signaling pathway. The record is from RefSeq and is a predicted model, not a curated record. NCBI's taxonomy places the organism in Eukaryota, Metazoa, Arthropoda, Insecta, Lepidoptera, Papilionidae.
AUGUUUUGUACCAUAGAUUCGUAUGCUACGGAAAUCGUUACACCGGAAGGCUUGUAUUGCCCACGCGUCUUCGAUGGCUUCGCGUGCUGGAACGAAACCAGGGCGGGUACUACUGUACAUCAACCGUGCCCGUCCAUCGUCAUAGGUUUUGACUCAAGGCGGCUGGCACAUAAGAGAUGCACCGAGUAUGGAAGGUGGGAAGUGAACCCGGACACCAAUGAGACCUGGUCUGACUACACCGACUGCGUAGACCUCGAGGACUUAACGUUCCGGAAAAUUGUCAACAAUAUCUAUAUAUAUGGCUACAAAAUCUCUACGGUUGCUGUCACCAUUUCUAUGAUUCUUUUGCAAUACCUAAGGUCCCUGCGAUGUCCCCGGACAUUGAUUCAUAAGCAUUUAUAUGGAUCAUACGUCGUGAAUAACGUGAUUUGGAUAUUAUGGUACAAGUUAGUUAUCGAGAAAGUCGAGGUUGUUCAACAGAAUAACCUUUGGUGCCAACUACUACAUAUAUUGACGAUGUAUGGCAUGGAGGCCAAUUAUAUGUGGAUGUUUGCGGAAGGACUGCAUUUGUUCUUAAUCCUAAAUGUGGUAAGUUACAUUUCAGAUAAUACUAACUUUGAUAUUUUCCUUACACCUUGGUUUUCGAUUUUUAAUAAAAAUUUAUUAAUCAUUUUUAACCACACCAACUAUGCUUUGAGCUUAUGCUGGCUUGAGUAUCAUGACUCGUACUGGUUCAUCACCGUACCUGUGCUUCUUAGUCUUGUAAUCUCUUUCGUUCAAUUAUCGGGAUUACAUGCUGAACCUUUAAGGUUCCUUCAUCCUGUGGAAAGUCCCCGGCGACAGGGCGGAAAGCGUCGUAUUGUGGUGGAUUCAGGCCGGGUUCGGUACCAUAUAGGGAGAGAGAAUAUACGACCACGACCCGUUUGGUUAUCGACCCGUAGCGUUGCUCAGAGCAAAGAUAAUGUUGUCCCGCUCUUCGGUCUGCACUACAUAUUCUAUCCGAUCCGCCCUGCCCCUGGAUCUACGUUAGAAAUAGUGUAUGAGAUAUCUGUGGCACUUUUGACUAGCACUCAGGGUCUGCUUGUUGCUAUCUUAUUUUGCUUCAUGAACAAUGACGUCCAAACGGCUCUUAAGGCUAAACUAGGAAGGAGAAUUGAGCGAGAGGACAACGGAGACAUCCCAAUGGCAGGUAUAACUGUGAGGGACAGCGAGGCGAAUACUCGUGAUAAUUCCGAGUAA